Messenger RNA from Leptosomus discolor (cuckoo roller), 621 nucleotides. It is a transcript of the gene NHLRC1, whose product is annotated as NHL repeat containing E3 ubiquitin protein ligase 1. Gene Ontology annotation, biological process: proteasome-mediated ubiquitin-dependent protein catabolic process; protein polyubiquitination. Gene Ontology annotation, molecular function: protein binding; ubiquitin protein ligase activity. Lineage: Eukaryota; Metazoa; Chordata; Aves; Leptosomiformes; Leptosomidae. The record is from RefSeq and is a predicted model, not a curated record.
GUGGUGGUGACCGAUGGCGGGGACCGCUCCGUGAAGGCCUUUGAUUUUGAGGGAAGAGGGGUCCUGGCUGUCCGGGAAGGUUUUGGUUUGCCAUGGGGCUUGGAUGCCACCUCUGAGAGUGAAGUAAUUCUGACUGAUGCAGAGGCAGGUGCUCUCUACCGCUUGACGGCUGACUUCAAGAUGGGGAAAUUAAAGAAGUGUCAGAUAAUCUGGUCUCAGCUCAUCAGCCCAAGAGGGGUCGCAGUCUCCAAAACCUCGGGUGCUAUCGUGGUGAUAGAGCACCUGAAAGCUCAAGGACUGAACAACAGCAGCAGCCGAGUGAAGAUAUUCAGCGCAGAGAUGGAUCUCGUCGGCCAGAUGGAUAGCUUUGGUCUGAACCUUGUUUUCCCCUCCAAAAUACAUACCACGGCUGUGGCCUUUGAUAGAGAGGGUCGCGUUAUAGUAACGGAUGUCUGUAGCCAGGCUGUGAUAUGCUUAGGCAAACCUGAGGAGUUUCCCAUCUUUAACCCUCUGAUUAGCCAUGGGCUUUCUUACCCUAUAGGACUGACAUACAUGGCAAACAAUUCCCUUGUUGUUUUAGACAGCGGCGAUCAUUCAGUAAAAAUAUAUAGCUCCACCUGA